GAUCCGCCGCCGCCUCGGGUCUCGUUAACCUUCCCGAGGAUCAUGUCGUCCUCGGAGAAAGUCACGAAGCUGUUCCGCAUUCACAAGACGGUGCACAAGAUGCUCAACGCGCGCGGGUACCUCGUGCAGCAGAAGGAAUUAGAGCGCGACAAAGAUUCCUUCAGGGAGGCGUACGGGGACGACCCGAAGCGCGAAUCUUUGACGCUGAUGCUCCCGCGAAGGGACGAUCCGUCCGAGAACAUCUUUGUGUUCUUCCCGGAGGAGGAGAAAGUGGGCGUGAAGACGAUCAAGGAGUACGCGAAGCGCAUGAAGGACGAGAGCGUGUUUCGCGCGAUCAUCGUCGUGCAGGCGUCGCUCACGCCCUUCGCGAAGCAGUCCCUGCUCGAGUGCGCGUCGCAGAGCUUCUACAUCGAGCAGUUCCAAGAGAUGGAGCUCCUCGUGAACAUCACCGAGCACGUGUUGGUGCCCGAGCACGUGUUGCUGUCGGACGCGGAGAAGCGGACCUUGUUGGCGCGGUACAAGGUGAAAGACACCCAGCUGCCUCGGAUACAGUUGCACGAUCCCGUGGCUCGGUAUUACGGCAUGCGCCGAGGGCAGGUCGUGAGGAUCAUCCGGCCGUCGGAGACCGCGGGGAGGUACGUGACGUACCGUCUGUGCGUGUGAUCGUCGAGCUGACGGUGGGCGGCGGGACGUGACGUGGGGGGGUGGGCGACGGGCGAUCGGAUCGGAAUCGACGGCGUAUCGAUCGACCGAUCGCAUAACUUGAAUAGCAGCGAGGUGUGACGACGCGGCGUCGGCAUAGAAUGAACUAACUCAUCGUACGCGCG
This is a messenger RNA of Micromonas pusilla CCMP1545, 827 nucleotides long. RefSeq lists its product as uncharacterized. Lineage: Eukaryota; Viridiplantae; Chlorophyta; Mamiellophyceae; Mamiellales; Mamiellaceae. The coding region runs from base 43 to 663 and encodes 206 amino acids. Gene Ontology annotation, molecular function: DNA binding. Gene Ontology annotation, biological process: DNA-templated transcription. The record is from RefSeq and is a predicted model, not a curated record. Gene Ontology annotation, cellular component: RNA polymerase III complex; RNA polymerase I complex; RNA polymerase II, core complex. The transcript has a single exon.